This is a messenger RNA of Trichoderma harzianum CBS 226.95, 1088 nucleotides long. RefSeq lists its product as hypothetical. Bases 167 to 1045 code for a protein of 292 amino acids. NCBI's taxonomy places the organism in Eukaryota, Fungi, Ascomycota, Sordariomycetes, Hypocreales, Hypocreaceae. The transcript has a single exon. The record is from RefSeq and is a predicted model, not a curated record.
ACCUACUACCACCUACUACAUCUAUUAUAAUCUGCUACCAUCUGAUAGAUCUACUCAUUUAUUUUAUCACAUGGCCAACGUAUAGAUGCAUGCCGCCAAACAUACCAAGAACACUUGAGUCUUUGCUCAGGUAACAUCUUCCCGACCACGAGUUUCAGCGAAAAUAAUGGGCGAUCUCUUGUCUUGGCGAGGCCUUGGGGCAAAGAGAAAAACGGAUGGAGGAUUCGUUGUGCUAUCGACCAGUAACACCAUUGUUUCUGAAACCCUGAAAUGUCUGCAAUUUCCCCAUUUCGUGAAGCAUAGGCUUUUAGGCCGCUGCAGAUAUUUGGUCUACAACUUCGGCAAGGAAAAAGAAAGCAAGCACUACAAAGCGAUCCUCAAAUCUCUCAACGCCGGAGAAGAGGCGCAUUUCGCAUAUGUGGGAUUCGAUGCGAAUAUGAGGGGACCAGUGUUUGCCUAUAAGAAAAAACCGAAGAAGGGGGCCGAUGAUCCAACGGACGACGAAGGAGGGGAGUCAGACCUACUGCUAUUCAACAUGAAGGGAGUUGUGCUCACGUUUGAACCUCUCCAUCAAGUGGUGGGUCAGGGUUUCUUGCCUCACUACUCCGUGACGUCGCCGGCGAACUGUAUAGCUGUGAAGAGAUACGUUGGUGGGAAGUCGCUGCAGACUUUCAUUCCCGCCACCAAUCUGAGAAGGAAAUACUUGAACGGGGCGAAGGACCUUGGGGUACGAUUGCAGCAGGGAAAGAAUGUCGUACCUCCUCAACUAGUUCCCAUCUCCAGGGAGGACAAUACGGUUGAAACUGAGGAUGGUGCCCCCCGCGUGCGCCAAAGAUCUUGCAACGCCUCCCUAAUUUGGCGGUCGCUCAAUGCUCCCUCUGGAUAUCAGCUCAAACUUGUGUACGUCAAUGCACUCGACAUCCCACAAGCGUUGAUCACCAUCUUGGAAGAUUUCGCCAAGAAGUUUCCCAAUGAUCAUCUGACGAUGCCCUUGAUGAUUACCGCUUCUAUCUUUAACAGAGGAUCGCCAUAUAUACUUACAUAAAGAUAUACCUACGUCUACUACGUCUACUACGUCUACUACGUCU